AAAAGUUAAUUAAGUAAAAUGAUGAUGGAAAUGUAUUUGUAUUGGACAGCCAAAUGUGAGUUUAUAUUUGAAAGGUAAUUUGAAUAAGUACAUAAAAGCUGGAGAAUUUAUGAUGAUUAGCCAUUCUUAUUAUUUUGUGGUUGUUUCUUAUCUUGCUUAUAUGCUAUUAUUCAUAUCAUUUAUAUGCUUUAAGGAGAUAAAGUUUAAAUCUUUUUGAAAUAAUAUAUGUAUUAAGAAUGUUUCAUCCUAUUAGGUCAAGAAGAGUGGGAUUUUCUAUUUAUUAAUUCUUUCUAACUUUAUCAAGUAUGAUUACAAUGAUGUUAUUAAUGACAAUGAAUGGAUGGGUUAAUUUAGCAGUUGGAAUAGGAUACACUAUCGGUUAUGGCAUUUCAUAAAUCACUAAAUCAAAAUCAAAAUACACACAAGUUGAUACCAUAUGA
This is a messenger RNA of Paramecium sonneborni, 440 nucleotides long. NCBI's taxonomy places the organism in Eukaryota, Ciliophora, Oligohymenophorea, Peniculida, Parameciidae. The record is from the annotation of a GenBank genome assembly.